AUGAGACCAGAAACCAGUGAGGUGAGAGAAGAAGCAGAAAGCAUGCUGAACAGGACAUGGCAGGGCCGUUGGGACAGCGAUGAGGCGAAAGGCAGAUGGACGCAUAAGAUAAUCAGGGACAUCUCACGUUGGAGGAACAGGAGGCACGGGCACACAGACUAUUGGCUGACCCAAGCCCUGACUAACCAUGGAUGCUUCAGCCACUACUUGCAUAAAAUAGGAAAACUGGGAACCUCAGAAUGCUGGUACUGCGGUCACCACGACGACGACGCAUUUCAUACGAUCUUCGAAUGCGACGCCUGGGAGACUCGAAGAUUCCGCGUGGAGACAGAAAUCGGUGGAAGACUUCAACCCGAGAACAUGAUGGACCACAUGUUGAAGGACAAACAGACGUGGGAUACCAUCAACGGAUUCGUACGCGAAGUGCUACAAAAAAAGACCGAGGAGGAAAGAAGGAGACAAGCAAUUGUCGCAGCUGCACCGUAG
This is a messenger RNA of Macrosiphum euphorbiae (potato aphid), 486 nucleotides long. The record is from the annotation of a GenBank genome assembly. NCBI's taxonomy places the organism in Eukaryota, Metazoa, Arthropoda, Insecta, Hemiptera, Aphididae.